Messenger RNA from Cantharellus anzutake, 4199 nucleotides. RefSeq lists its product as uncharacterized. Gene Ontology annotation, molecular function: protein binding. The record is from RefSeq and is a predicted model, not a curated record. NCBI's taxonomy places the organism in Eukaryota, Fungi, Basidiomycota, Agaricomycetes, Cantharellales, Hydnaceae. The transcript is spliced from 5 exons. Bases 135 to 4130 code for a protein of 1331 amino acids.
CGAGGGAUUAUGUCGGCCAAAAGUAUUCAUUAUGCCCUUCCAUAAUUAGACGGGGGCCUCGUGGCUCUGACCUCACACGUGUGUUUGACGCCCGAAGCUCUCCCUCUCCUCCAUCCACUUGUCCACUAUCGAACAUGUCGGCGCAGCAAGGGGCCGAAGCUCUCAGGCAUAAGAUCGACGAUCUGCUCGUGCAGGGGGUUGACAUAGCGGUCCCGAUUCUCAAGGUCGUCAAUGCUACGGCUGAUUGGUGUCCCCCUCUCAAGAUGGCCACUGGCGGUGCACUCUCCAUCCUCGACGAGGUUCAGAAGUUCAGAGACAACAAGAAGGAAUGGGCUGAUUUCGGUCAAUACGUAGCCGACACCGUGGUCGAGGUGAUUUUGGUCAUAAAAUCUUACGAUGCGUCAACGGAAGAAGCAAACCCGUGGAUGGAAAGUGCCACAAAGCUCAAAAACGCUCUACAGGUGAUUGAGUCCGGAAUCAGAGGAAGACGGGAGAAAGUAGAGACACGACCGGCCUUAAUAAAUGCAGUUUCGUACUUGCGAGACCCAGGAAGGAUUAAUAGCCUCAAGAAAGAUUUUGACAAAGCAUUGGCAUCGUUUCAGCUUCGGACGAACUUGGUGACUGGCGCCAAAUUAGCGGCCAUAGAACGUCGUCAACAGGAUGCAGAACGUCGCCAACAGGAAGAUAAAAUUCUCGAGAGCCUCCGAUACCCUCAUAUCGCCCUUGGUGAUUCCGCUCAGGCAUGCCUAGAAGGCACUAGGGUUGAUCUUGCUGAGCGUAUCAUGACAUGGUGUCGCAACACUGGGGAGAGUGAGAAUCGGCUGAUGCUACUGACUGCUGUGGCCGGUGCCGGAAAGACUUCAAUUGCGCUCACGAUAGCAGAGCGAUGUGCGAACGAAGGGAACGUUACUCUGUUACUGCACUUCUUCUUCAAAGCGGGUGAACGGGCGCGGCCCGAUUUUCUAUUCACCGGCAUAGCCCGAGCCCUAGCAGACCAUGACCCAAUUUACCGCGGUUCCAUUACCUCUGCUCUUAGAAAAGAUCCUUCUCUCUUGACAGCCCCACUUGCGAAGCAAUUCGAGAACUUGGUGGCUUUGCCUCUCCUCCAUACACCUCCGCCUUCCGGUCAUUCUAUGGUUGUCAUUAUUGAUGCUUUGGACGAGUGUGACAAAACCGUGUUUUUACCCCUUGCCGAAAUCCUUAGGGAGGAGGUGCCCAGGCUACCAUCUUCGAUAAAAUUCUUCAUCACAUCGAGACAAUUUGAUCUCGUGAAUCGUUUCCUCUCCCCCAAUUACCCUAUCAAUCGACUCACUAUUGAUCUCUCGGAUGAGACAAACGUGCAGGACUGUGCUACAUACAUCAGUUUCCAGCUUCAAAAGCUGAAGAAAUCGCAUCCGGAGUUGCGCGAUAAUCUUCAGGACGAGGACAAAAAAGUUCGGGAGAUCUUGGAACGAGCAAAUGGCUUGUUUAUUUGGGUCAGCACAAUCUUCCUCUACAUGGAGACGAACAGCAACGAUCCAAUGAGGACACUGGGGCGCCUGCUCGACACUGGCACCAAACGUUCAAAGGUCCCUGCCGAGGGAAUGAUGGAUCAUUUAUACACAACGAUUCUGAAAAGGUGUAAUUGGGAAGAUGAAGAUUUUGUGCACGACUACCCAAUCGUGAUGGGAGCGAUCGUUGUUGCACAGCAACCUCUGUCGGUCACUGCCUGGGAUGUGAUUUUGUCACCUUCCCUCAAUUCUUCUGUCCGUUAUGCAUUGGCUGAACUCGCCCCUCUCCUCUUGGGGGUUGAGGAUCCUUACAUCCCGAUUCGCAUCUUACACCAUUCAUUCCGCGACUUCAUUGUGGAUCGGAUUGAUCUCUGGUCCAUUGGCCCUGGUUGCAGUCCAGUAGAUUUGAGGAUAGAGAAUGCCAGGAUUGCCUUGCGAUGCACCGAGAUUCUGAACCAGGAUCUUUGCUCUAUAGAGGGCUUAGGACUGAUUGAAGACUUGUCUGGAAGAGAUGAAAUGCCGGGUAUUCCUCCAAAGGAAUUAUCCGAACACUUUCGUUAUGCAUGCCGUCAUAUUGUCCAUCACCUUAGUGGAGUCCAGGAACCAUCAGAAGAGCUCAAUCGGUCAGUUGGCAUGUUUCUCAGUCAGCAAGCAACUCGCUGGGUGGAAGUCUGUGUGAGAAUGGAAGGCUACAUCAAUAUCUCAUUACUCCCUGAGUGGGUCAAGUUGUCUGUUGACCACAGCUCAAAAGAUACUGUCGGCACACUGGCUAAUGUGCUUGCCCAGCUUUCAAGGAAUUUGGUAUUCUUGUCAAGAUUUCAGGAGGCGCAUGAGGCAGCAAGUGAUUCUGUUGCACUCUGCCGUUACCUUUUUUCUGUAGACUCAAUGUCCUACACCCCGCAUUUGUCCCUGUCACUCAACAAUCUAUAUUUGGCUCUGUCUACACUUGGACGGCACUUGGAGGCACUCCCAUUCAUUGAAGAAAGCGUCAAACUCCGGCGUGAGCUAGUUGCCAUUCACCCAGGAUCAUACACCCCGGAUCUGGCCAUCUCACUCGACGAUCUCCGUGGUGCUCUCGCCAGACUCGGACGGCACUCGGAGGCGCUCCCAUUCAUCGAGGAAAGCGUCAAACUCCGGCGUGAGCUAGUUGCCAUUCACCCAGGAUCAUACACCCCAAAUUUGGCCAGAUCACUCAACAAUCUAUAUUCGGCUCUUUCCAAUCUCGGACGGCACUCGGAGGCGCUCCCGUCCAUCGAACAAAGCGUCAAACUAUACCGUGAGCUGGUUGCCACUCACCCAGGAUCAUACACCCCGGAUUUGGCCAUCUCACUUGACAAUCUCCGUGAUGCUCUCGCCAGACUCGGACGGCACUCGGAGGCGCUCCCAUUCAUCGAAGAAAGCGUCAAACUAUACCGUGAGCUGGUCGCUGUUCACCCAGGAUCAUACACCCCAGAUUUGGUCCUCUCACUCAACAAUCUAUAUUCGGCUCUUUCCAAUCUCGGACGGCACUCGGAGGCGCUCCCAUUCAUCGAACAAAGCGUCAAACUCCGGCGCGAGCUAGUUGCCAUUCACCCAGGAUCAUACACCCCAGAUCUGGCCAUCUCACUCAGCAAUCUAUAUUUGGCUCUUUCCAAUCUCGGACGGCACUCGGAGGCGCUCCCAUUCAUUGAAGAAAGCAUCAAACUCUGGCGUGAGCUAGUUGCUGUUCACCCAGGAUCAUACACCCCGGAUUUGGCCAUCUCACUUGACAAUCUCCGUGGUGCUCUCGCCAGACUCGGACGGCACUCGGAGGCGCUCCCAUUUAUUGAAGAAAGCGUCAAACUCCGGCGCGAGCUAGUUGCUGUUCACCCAGGAUCAUACACCCCGGAUUUGGCCAUCUCACUCAACAAUCUAUAUAACGCUCUUUCCAAUCUUGGGCGACACUCGGAGGCGCUCUCAUUCAUUGAAGAAAGCGUCAAACUCCGGCGCGAGCUAGUUGCUGUUCACCCAGGAUCAUACACCCCGAAUCUGGCCAUCUCACUCGACAACCUCCAUGAUGCUCUCGCCAAACUCGGACGGCACUCGGAGGCACUCCCAUUCAUCGAAGAAAGCGUCAAACUCUACCAUGAGCUGGUUGCUGCUCACCCAGGAUCAUACACCCCGGAUUUGGCCAUCUCACUCAACAAUCUAUAUUUGGCUCUUUCCAAUCUUGGACGACACUCGGAGGCGCUCCCAUUCAUCGAAGAAAGCGUCAAACUCCGGCGCAAGCUAGUUGCCAUUCACCCAGGAUCAUACACCCCGGAUUUGGCCAGAUCACUCGGCAAUCUAAAUUUGGCUCUUUCCAAUCUCGGACGGCACUCGGAGGCACUCCCAUUCAUUGAAGAAAGCAUCAAACUAUGCCGUGAGCUAGUGGCUGUUCACCCAGGAUCGUACACCCCGGAUUUGGCCAGAUCACUCAACAAUCUAUAUUUGGCUUUUUCCAAUCUCGGACGGCAUUCGGAGGCGCUCCCAUUCAUCGAAGAAAGUGUCAAGAUCCAAUGCCAGCUGGUUGAAAUCAACCCAGGAGCAUAUGCCCCGGGAUUGGCCCGUUCACUCAGAAAUCUACGUCAAGCUCUUUCCAAUCUUGGACGUCAUUCCGAGGCACAAAUGGUCCACAUUUGAGCAACCCAAGUCCGGUGGUCCUCAUUUCCCCUUGUCAUUGUGUUUGCCACUUUGCCACCUGCUCAUGGA